CCAUACCCACUUCCGAUCAUCGGAAGCAUCUUCAAACUCGGAGACAAACCGCACCACUCCCUUGCCGCCUUCUCCAAAACUUAUGGACCUUUAAUGUCUCUUAAGCUCGGCAACACCACCAUGAUCGUUGUUUCCUCUCGCGAAAUCGCGCAAGAAUUCUUUUUGAAACACGACUUUUCUUUCUCCAGCAGAUUCAUCCCAUAUGCUGCCAACGCUUUAGACCGCCAUAAAUCUUCCAUGGUUUGGUUGCCGGUGGGGGAUCAAUGGCGAUUGCUACGAAGAAUAUCCAAAGAACAUUUGUUCUCGGUGCGCCAACUCGACGCUAGCCAGGUCCUACGCAAGAAAAAGGUUCAACAAUUUCUUGAUCACGUUCAUGACUGCUGCAAUAGCAGCAGAGCGGUCAACAUCGGUCAAACCGCAACCACAACGACUCUUAACGUUCUUUCCAACUUCAUCUUCUCGAUUGAUUUAGMUGAAUAUGAUUCKGUUUCAUCUCAAGAUUUUAAGGAUCUGGUAUGGUGUUUGAUGGAAGUUGGUGGAACAUCGAAUCUAGCUGAUUUCUUUCCUGUUCUUCGUCCGCUGGAUCCACAGGGCCUGCUACGAAAGGCAAAUCUGUAUUCUUCAAAGCUAAUAGCGAUAUUCGAAAGACAUAUCAGCAAACGGUUGCAAGAAAGAAGGAAUAGUUCAUAUGAUGCCCCUCCAUCAUGCAAAGAUCUUAUGGAUUUGCUGUUGGACAUCAGCGAAAACGAGAAAGCCUCGAUUAACGUCAAUGACAUACGUGACUUGAUCUUCGACUUAUUUAUUGCAGGAACCGACACGACAUCAAGCACGUUGGAAUGGGCAAUGGCGGAGCUAAUCRACAACCCCGAGAAAAUGUCKAAAGCUCRAUCCGAACUYGAGCAAGUAAUCGGAAAGGAAGACCGAACCUUUCAAGAAUCCGACAUCCCUAGGCUCCCAUACUUGCAAGCUAUUGUCAAAGAAACUCUUCGGCUGCACCCUGCAGUCCCGUUUCUAAUCCCGCAUAAAGCCAUAACUGACRUUGACAUCCGUGGCUACGUCAUCCCAAAAGAUGCACAAAUCAUCUGCAACUUGUGGGCGAUGGGUCAGGACUCAAACGUAUGGUCAAAUGCGCAACAGUUUGAGCCAGAGCGGUUUCUUGAAGUCAGUAUCGACUACAAAGGUCGUGAUUUCGAACUGAUACCAUUUGGCGCAGGGAGGAGGAUGUGUCCAGGGUUGCCUCUUGCACACAGAAUGCUGCAU
Molecule: messenger RNA, 1260 nt
Organism: Cynara cardunculus var. scolymus (artichoke)
Lineage: Eukaryota; Viridiplantae; Streptophyta; Magnoliopsida; Asterales; Asteraceae
Product: cytochrome P450 76AD1-like
Exons: 2
Molecular function (GO): monooxygenase activity; iron ion binding; heme binding
Source: RefSeq, a predicted model, not a curated record